Molecule: messenger RNA, 5413 nt
Organism: Mytilus trossulus (common blue mussel)
Lineage: Eukaryota; Metazoa; Mollusca; Bivalvia; Mytilida; Mytilidae
Product: importin subunit alpha-4-like
Exons: 14
Coding region: 223-1779 (518 amino acids)
Biological process (GO): NLS-bearing protein import into nucleus
Cellular component (GO): cytoplasm; nucleus
Molecular function (GO): protein binding; nuclear import signal receptor activity
Source: RefSeq, a predicted model, not a curated record
GAAUUCAGAAUAUUCUUUUUUUGAUAGUCAAACAUAAAUGUUAUGCCAAUUAGCUUUAGUUUUUGACGUGACCGAUAAUUUUCCGUUAAAAUUCAGAAUUACGUCAAAGUAUCCGAUUGACCAAUGAAAUCAUCUCUAACACAAGGUCAGGCAAUGAUUCACAGACUGAGGCCGGCAUUUUGAUUUUCAUUGAAAGUUAUUUUAUACAUUUUAAAUCAUAAAAUGGAAAAAGUGGCUGAAAAUCUUGAACAAAAGGGUAGAUCUCAACAGUUCAAAAAUAAAGGAAAGGAUGCUGAGGAAAUGCGUAGAAGAAGAACUGAAGUUACCAUCGAAUUAAGAAAGAACAAAAGAGAGCAACAUGUUCUGAAAAGGAGAAAUGUACCUGCCCAGGAUAGUACGGAUUCUGAUGAGAUUGAAAAAUUACCAAAUCAGUCAUUAAAGACUAUUGUUGAGAAUGCUUCCAGUGAAGAACCAAAUGUCCAACUUAGUGCUGUUCAAGCAGCAAGGAAAUUACUUUCAAGUGACAGAAAUCCACCAAUAGAUGAUUUGAUUUCAUCUGGAAUUUUACCAAUACUUGUUAAUUGUUUAUUGAAAGAUGAUCUCCCAUCUUUGCAGUUUGAAGCAGCAUGGGCUCUCACAAACAUCGCAUCAGGAACAUCACGGCAGACUCAAGCUGUAGUUAAUGCUGGUGCAGUUCCAUUAUUUCUAAGACUUUUAUCAUCACCACACCAAAAUGUAUGUGAACAGGCUGUGUGGGCUUUAGGAAAUAUUAUAGGGGAUGGACCUGAAUGUAGAGAUUAUGUGAUAAAAGAAGGAGCUGUGAAGCCAUUACUGGCCUUUAUAAAUCCUAGUAUUCCAUUACCUUUCCUCAGAAAUGUAGCAUGGGUUAUUGUUAAUUUAUGUAGAAAUAAAGAGCCACCUCCACCAUUGGAAACUAUACAAGAAAUUUUACCUGCUUUGAACCAGUUAAUACAUCACACAGAUAUAAAUAUUUUAGUUGAUACAGUAUGGGCAUUAUCCUAUUUAACAGAUGGUGGUAACGAACAGAUACAAAUGGUGAUAGAUUCAAGCGUUGUCCCGUUUUUAGUUCCUUUAUUAAGUCAUCCUGAUGUAAAAGUACAGACAGCAGCACUUAGAGCUGUAGGUAAUAUUGUAACUGGAACAGAUGAACAGACUCAAAUAGUAUUAUCAUGUGACGCUCUGUCACAUUUCCCGUCGUUACUCACUCAUCCUAAAGAAAAGAUCAAUAAGGAAGCAGUAUGGUUUUUAUCGAACAUCACAGCUGGAAACCAGACACAAGUUCAAGCUGUUAUAGAUGCUGGAUUAAUUCCAUUAAUAAUUCAUCAUUUAGUCAGGGGUGACUUUCAAACAAAGAAAGAAGCAGCAUGGGCUAUAAGUAAUUUAACGAUAAGUGGAAGGAAAGAACAGGUACAUUUUGUGGUAGAAAAUGGAGUUAUUCCUCCAUUCUGUGACUUACUCAGUGUAAAAGACACUCAAGUAGUUAAUGUUGUUUUGGAUGGUAUAAAUAAUAUAUUGAAAAUGGCUGGAACAGAAGUGGAUCACAUCUGUCAGCUUAUUGAAGAAUGUCAAGGCUUAGAUAAAAUAGAAACUUUACAGAAUCAUGAGAAUGAAGAGAUAUAUAAACUAGCAUAUGAUAUAAUUGAUCAAUAUUUCUCUGAAGAUAUUGAAGAAGAUCCCAACCUUGCUCCAGAACAACAAAACAAUGCUUUCCAGUUUGAUCCUAAUGCCCAAGUACCUCAAGAAGGAUUUAAGUUUUGACGAACUUGUAGCCUCAAUGAAUACUUGUUUUACAUGCUGUGAUGUCUAAAACUUGUCUUAUACUUCAUCUAUCAGCAGUAAUGGAGAAUUCAGAAAGACAAUGCCAUGGCAAAAAUUUUCAGUUCAACUCCAGAAUUAUGCCAUUUCCAAUUUAUAUAUCAUGGUUUCCAUAGCAACAGUUUAAUGUUGCCAAAGAACUAUGGUCAUCAGAAUUGCCUAUGCUAGUGCUAUUGAUAGUAUUUAUUUACAAUUCAGAAACAAUUCGUUUUUUUACCUGAAUAAAGAUAAAGUUUAUUUGUUUAUCUCCUAUUUUUUUACUUUCUAUUAAAUAAAAUGCAGUCAAGGGGUACUAGUCUAGAUGCAUACAUCUGAUAUGAAUAGAAACAAUAUUCAUAGAUGAUAAGAUGUAGUAUUUCAGAAGUUCUAAAGGUCUAAUGGAUGCUUAAAAUACUAAAAACAUAAUUUGUUUACACUUACACAGACUUGUAAAUAAAGUGUAUACUUAUAUGUAGUCUAUAAUUAAAUGUGGAUAUUGUGACUUUAUUUGACGUAAGAAAACAUUCAGAUGUUAUUUAUAACUGACUGGUUUAUUAAUUUACAUGGUCAUUUUUAAGAACAUCAUUCACUUAAUAAUGAUGUAGUACAUGUACAGGAAACUACCUAUAAUUGAAUAUAUAUUUAAGUAUUAUAAGGGAAGAAUAUUAAAUAUAAUUUUAAAAUGCAAUACACAUUCUUAUAGAUACAGACCUACCAUCAAAACAUGUUAUUAUUUAAAAAACAUUUAUUACAAGGCUUUUUCAGGCCCUAGUUUUGUAUAUCCCAAUACAGGAGAGAUCAAAAUGUCAUUUAUUCUACAAUCUCCAGUGCUGGAAAUUAAUAUUUCUUGUUAAAAUGUUGUAAAAUUUUAUACUUUAUCAUUAUUUUCAGUAUUGCUCAAUUUUUGUUGUAGUUUAUUGAAUAGUCAUAAUUUCAGCAAUAUUUCUUAAUUAAAAUGACGGCUGUUAUGUUUUUUUCUCUAUUAAUGAUAUUUUCACUGAUGGGUAUAUUUGUGUUCAUUAUUGCAGAUUUCCAAUUUGAGAACUCGAGGUGAGGGCAUAGAAAUCUUAUUUUGUUAAGAAGCCAAAACAUACUAAUUUUAAAAUGAGUUUUUAAGAAAAGGCAAAUUUAAGUAAAAUUGCACUGACAUUUAGAUAUUUAAAUGCAUUCUUUACAUUUGUACUAUCUGUAAGAUAUUAAAUUUUUUAUUCUCAUGACAUCAAAUCUGCAGGUGUAACAUCUCAAUGGUCACAUGUAUGGCUAGAUAAAAUUUCAUUGGUUGGUUUAUUAAAGAACAAGUUAUACUGUUAGAUACAGAACAAUAUGUCAUUGAUACCAAGUGUAACAAAUCCCAAGGUCAUACUUAUGGUACCAUGUACAAUAUUUAUCUUUAUCCAACAUUCAGGCUGUGAUUGAUGAAGAGAUUUUAUACCUAACGAUGACCCGGUUAUUAAGUUGCAUUUUCAUUUAUUUAUAACCCACAUCUUCAUUAUUUCAUUAGGUUUUAGGCAGGUUAAUAAGUAAAAUUUACUGACUGCAGAAUAAAAUUAUAUUAUAUAAAGUUACUAUGUUUAGAAUGAGUGUGGAUUUAUUACUAUUUGAUGGAUUUCUAUGAUAAUAUUUUUAGAGUCUUACAAAAUUUAAGUAUUCUGAAAGAUUUGGCUGAAAACCAAGAAAUAAAAUAUCCAUGAAUAUAUAUUUUUUUCUUGACACAUCAAAAUAUUAGAAUCCUAAGUAUAUAAAUCUUCAGGAAAGCUACUGUGUCUUUCAUUAACUCUCAGCAUGCAUUUAAUGUUUGUUGAAUUGGAAUGUGCUUUCAGUUACCACUUAUACAAAGGUUCUGUCUAAUUUUGGUUUACAUUGUAGUCAAUUAGCUCAUGGAACAAGAGUCAUAACUUCAUUAAGUCUUAAUACAGAUCUCAGAGUCUGUAAUGCAUUCUUUUUGUCAUUUCAAAGAUUUUAAAGAAUUUUUUGUGGUCUUAAAUUGAAAACGAUCUUUUCUAGACCUCCAGCAACACUUGUUGAAGACAAGGCAUUGAUUGACCUUUAGAAGUGACUUAGUCAUGUAAAUUUUGGUUGCUGUCUCAUUGACAUAACCCACAUCUCCUUUGAUAUACUUGUUAAUUUGCUGGAAAAGUGGCUGUUUACCCAAUAGAAAUACUUGUAUUUAUUGUACAAUGUUUGCUCCCUCCUGUGUAAUGCAGAUAUGUUCCUGUAUAUUACUGCAAUGCCAUGUUAAUGAUGUUAUGUUCAAUAGGUUAAUCCUGCUUAUUAUUAUAGAUCUAUUCCAGGGUGGUUUCUUGUGAUAAGUUUGUAAAUAUCUGAUCACAAAGGUAUAGGCAAAUCUAGGAAGCUUAUUUACUGCAUGGGUUUCUGCUUCUUAAAUAGAAAUUUCGUUAAAAUGAUUUUUAAGUUUAUUUUUUUCUGACUUAUUUGAGAAAGCCUUAUUCAUUUGGCCCGAUUGUGAACAUUUUAAUUCAGUAUCUGACAUGUAUAUAACAAACUAAUUACACCAUUGUAUGGCAGAAGAAAUGAAUUAUUUAAUGUUGCUUAAUUAUAAUACAAUGUUUUCCAGAACUCCUUUGUUGUAUGUUAAAUUUGAUUUAUGUGUUGCUUUCUUUAAUUUUAAGAAUGUUCCAAUUUAUAAUAAAAUAAAAGAUUUUGUGUCCAUUAUUGUUGAAACAAAAAAUUUGCAGAACUUUCUUCAUACAGAAUAUUUACAAUUUCAUAAAUAUUGAUAUAUAUGUCUUUUUUUUAAAAGGCGAGAAACAAUGGAGAUUGAAACUGCACAUCCUUAGAUAAACUGUAACGCUAUGUGGCCAUAUUAUUUGGUCUGUGAAAAUAUUUUGUAUGUAUAAUGCCUUGUAAAUAUUGUAGACAAAAAAGUGGGCCAUUUUAACUAUGUAACAUAUGUAUAUAAUGUGGUAACAACUAAAAGUUGUUAUAAAUUUAGGCUAGUUUAUUUGAAAUAUCCUUUGAUGGAUUCAUAUGUGUAUAUGGAUUUUACUAAAUCCUGUAUUUUAUAAUUAAAUCUGCACUGCCAAAUUUUUAAAGGUUAUAAACUGAAUGUUAAGAUGGCCCUCUCUCUCAGUUUGUAAUUAUUGUGUAAAGGUUUUCAUUGUUGCCAGUCAGUUAAUGGCUAUUUAUAACACUGGUGUAAUUAUUGUGUAAAGGUUUUCAUUGUUGCCAGUCAGUUAAUGGCUAUUUAUAACACUGGCUUUCAAGGUCAGAACUUUUUUUAUGCAAGAUUGUUGAAUAUUAAAAAAAUGAAAAUUAUUGUUUUGAAAUAUAUUUGUUUUUGUCAUUGGAAACCAGUUGCAUUAUAGUAUUCUAUGUUUUUAUUUAGUAGGUUUAGGAAACUAUUUUUUUUUCAGAAUUUCAAUGAAAUUUGCAAUGCUUUUAUGCCAAUUAACAUUCUAACUGGUAUAUAAAUGGUGCUAUGAGAAUAACUAGCAAUAGUUUUCCAUGAUAAAAGACAAAUAUAUUUCAAUUAAAACAUGUUGUUUUGCAGCAGCCUGCAAUGAAUGAAACCAACAAUAAAUACAAAAUGUACCAGUCUUCAUGUAUAGCAUGAGAACUGGUACGUAUCUAUUUCUCA